Rhododendron vialii is the source of this 8185-nucleotide messenger RNA. RefSeq names its product cyclin-dependent kinase G-2-like. The transcript is spliced from 6 exons. Gene Ontology annotation, biological process: protein phosphorylation; regulation of mitotic cell cycle. NCBI's taxonomy places the organism in Eukaryota, Viridiplantae, Streptophyta, Magnoliopsida, Ericales, Ericaceae. Gene Ontology annotation, molecular function: cyclin-dependent protein serine/threonine kinase activity; ATP binding. The record is from RefSeq and is a predicted model, not a curated record. Bases 500 to 2788 code for a protein of 762 amino acids. Gene Ontology annotation, cellular component: nucleus.
AUCGUUCGGCCAUUCCGCGUACAAAAAGGCAAAAAUCUCAAAAACCGCUUCUGAGUGGUUCAGACUUUCGCGAGGGGGCUCUCUCUCUCUAAAAGAAGCAGCGCCGCCGCCCUUCCUCUCUCUACCAGUCACAGGCUCACAGCGCUUCACCGGUAAGAAUUCCCAAUCUCUUGUCGCAUGAGAGACAGCGGAACACGUAGCCACGGUUUAUACGGUUUUUGUUUUCUCACUCCUUCUGUAUUUACUUUCUAGGGUUCUGAUAUCAAAAUCGAUACUCUUUUACGUAGCGGAAAGUUUAGAGCUCAGUAGAUACUUACAAAACAUAAAGUUUGAAUUUUUAUUCGUUAGUUUCACGAUUGAUUCUCAUAUUCGUUAUCACAUCCGCCUUUGAUUGGAUCUAGGCGUUGAAUUUAGGGUUUUUGAACUAUAAAUUCUCUUUAGAUUGAUUGGGUGGUUCUAGGAUUUAGAUUUUUUCGGAUAGGCAGAUUUGAGGGUUGAGAUGGCAGCAGGAAGACAUGGGGGUUAUCGCGAUAAUGAAUUCAGGGAUCGCGAGUCCGAUUUUAACGUUUCGAGGCGGGAAUUUUCGUUUCCCAACAGUGAUUAUGAUAGGAUUAGAAACGGGGAUCGUAACCAUGGGAGGGGUCGGUUUCGUAACCAGGGCAAGGGGGAUAGGGAUAGGGUUAGGGUUAGAGGGAAAGAUAUCAAGGAGAGGGAACUAAGUAAUGGUGGAUAUCGGUCUGCUUCUAGUAGGAGUGAUUCUGGUAGCAGUGGCAGUGGUGCGAAUCGGAGUCAGUUUUCAGUUGGGGCCAUGGACCGAGAACCAGGUGAAUUGUCGAGUGAAAGUGGAUCUGAUGAGGCUAUUGAUUCUGAAUCACAGGUUAUAGUGAAUGAUGAUUUGAAGUUAGAGAACACAGGUAGCUUACCUGUGGAGAGUAAGAAGAGGAAGUUUUCACCGAUUGUUUGGGAUAGAGAUGACAAGGAAGUGAGCAAUACCUCUCGAAGUUCUUCCGUCGCUACUUCCCUCCCUCCUCCGCCACCACUCCCUAAGUCUUACCGUCAGUCACCUACACUUAUUUUGGAUGGGGGUGUACUUAUUUCUCCUGUAGAAGACAGUAAUGUUCAGACUUUGGAACCUUCGCCAGCUAACCCUCCUGUGGUCACGGUGCUUGGCUUACAUGUAUCUGAUGUAUCCCUGUCCACAGUGGAUUUAUCUUCUUCACCUGAGGAGCAGAGAUAUGCUAACAACUAUCAGGAAAGAGAAGCAGAACAAGCAGAUGAUGAGGACUACAUCCCGACAAGGAAAAUAUCAGCCUCUCGAUGGGCAGCUGAUGCCAAUUCUCCAGUUGAUGAAGGUGAAAUUUCUGAUGCUGAAGAAAUGCCUAAAAGGAGGAAGAAAACACCUCUUUCCGAGUCGAUGGAAAUGAAGAUCCGAAGUAAGUCAUUAACUCCUGAGCCGGGGGAGCUUGACAGGGAAGGCUCUGAAGGAGCGAGGGCUAGGUCAUCUGAAUCUGAUGGAGGUUACCAUGCUAGGUCUUCCAGCGGAGAUGAUUACCCUAUGGAUAAUUCUUACAAGAACGAUUACAUGGAGAUAAAUGAGGAACAGAAUAAUAAUUGUAUUAGGGUUAGCCGGUCACAUGCAGAAUCGGAGAAUGAACAUGAUUCUCAUGGUACACCAGAGCCCGUGAUCACUUCGAAAAGAACUGUAAACAUGCUUAAGGCAUGUAGAAGUGUUGAUGUGUUUGAGAAACUGAACAAGAUAGACGAAGGAACUUAUGGGGUUGUUUAUAGAGCAAAGGAUAUGGAUUCCGGUGAUAUUGUUGCACUGAAGAAGGUCAAGAUGGAAAAAGAGAGAGAGGGUUUCCCUUUGACUUCGCUGAGGGAAAUAAACAUUCUUCUUUCUUUUCAUCACCCAUCGAUUGUGGAUGUUAAAGAGGUUGUGGUCGGGAGUGCUCUUGAUAGUAUCUUUAUGGUGAUGGAAUACAUGGACCAUGAUCUUAAGGUAUUUAUGGAGACGAUGAAACACCCAUUUAGUCAGAGCGAAGUUAAAUGUCUAAUGCUUCAGCUAUUAGGGGGUGUCAAGUAUCUCCAUGACAACUGGGUGCUUCACCGGGACUUGAAAACGUCAAAUCUGCUUCUGAAUAAUCAGGGUGAGUUGAAGAUAUGUGACUUUGGGCUGGCUCGUCAAUAUGGCAGCCCAUUGAAGCCAUACACUCAUUUGGUGGUGACCUUGUGGUACAGGGCACCUGAGCUUUUGUUAGGUGCAAAGCAGUAUUCAACAGCAAUUGACAUGUGGUCGUUGGGAUGUAUUAUGGCUGAACUGUUAUCAAAAGCACCAUUGUUUAAUGGGAAAACAGAAUUUGAUCAGCUUGACAAGAUUUUCAAAAUCCUUGGCACCCCAAAUGAGACUAUUUGGCCUGGGUUUUCCAAACUUCCUGGAGUAAAGGUGAACUUCGUAAAGCACCAGUAUAACCUAUUGCGUAGGAAAUUUCCGGCUACAUCUUUCACUGGAUCACCAGUUCUCUCUGAUGCUGGAUUUGACUUAUUGAACAAACUUCUAACUUAUGACCCUGAGAAGCGAAUAACAGCUGAAGACGCUCUUAAUCAUGAGUGGUUCCGUGAAGUUCCUCUUCCUAAGUCUAAAGAGUUCAUGCCUACUUUUCCGGCUCAACAUGAGGAAGACAGGCGUUUGCGAAGCCGAAGGGUGAUGAAGAGUCCUGAUCCUUUAGAGGAGCAGCGUCGGAAAGAGUUGCAGCAAGGGGAAGUAGGGACUGGUGGUCUCUUUGGCUGAGCGAACUGAGUAGUUUGUGCUUGGAAUUCUUUGAUUCCUGUUUCAGUUAUUUAAAGGUCUUGCAAAUUGACAUGGUUGAGCCACUGAGGAUUGAGGCGAGAAUCAUGCAUUGAAAGAAAGUUUCAAACCUCAUUCCCUAGCAAUCAUUGAUGCUCUUUUAGCAGGCCCCUUGAGGACCUAGGUGGAGAAUCAACCUUUUUGCUUCUCAUGCCACCAGAUCUGUAGCACGUUGACUUCAUUUCUCCAGCUUUGGCCAUCACAUAGAGUUGCAUAUCUGACACUGCUAGCAUUGCAAGGUGCGACAAACGGCCUUCUUUUAAGAAGUUUCAGAUGAAACUUGUCUAUGUAACAUAUUGCCCAUUUGUUCCCUGUAAACAAUUCUCGUAAAAGUUUAGAAUGUGGUUUUGAAUACCAGAACAGUAUGGAUUUACUACGUACUAUUAGUUCUACCCUUUUAAUCCUCGUAUUGUGUUUGCAAUAGACAGUUGGUGUUACUCGGAGGGGGAGUUCUUACCAUUGACGAAGAAUUUGACCAAAACUCUUCCACUUGGAAGGUAAUAACUUAGUUUGGCAUCUGUGGAAUCUACGAGAGAUUGAAUGUGGAAUAUGCCUAUUGCAAAUUUUGUGCUAUUAGCCUGUUAUACUACAGUAAUGUAGGUUAAUCAUUGCUUAUGUUUAGGUAUACUGUUUGGUUUGGUUUGGUUUCUUACAACAAACUUCCCAUGCGAUAACUUGGAACUAUGAUGGAGUGAAUGAAGCUGUAUGUUUCUGUCUCAUGUGUUUAGUUUCAACACAAGGAACCAAUUAUUAUUGGAAAAGUGACACUGUUUUGUGUUCAAAGUGAUUAGAAUAUAUUGAUAUUGCUUUCCAAGAUAGAGUGGACUGCCCUCUCUUUCCAUGACCAGUUGAAUCAUUUACCAAUCAAUGUGUAUGGUGCAGAGUUUCUCUAAUGGUAUUUAUGAUGGAAGAGUUUUUGAGUUUCACAUGCCACUUGUCAAUCACUCAGAUUUGGAGCUUAUCCUGUGUAAUGAUAAGGAUUUUAAUUAUAGGUGAAUUACUCGGGGUUGCUUGGCAAUUCUAGGACCAUUAUUGCUUUGUUGUUCUCUAUGUAGUAUGUCGAGGCGCAAAUCUUUUGUUGAGAUUGGGGCCAUGAAAGCUAAUGACCAAAUGACAUUGGCUCUCUUUUUGUUUCCACAAACUACUUGGUGCUUGUGUAUUUUUGGAGCCAUCUCCUGCAAUGACAACUCAAGGUGAUAGGUUUUUAGUGGUUAGUUAUGUAUGACAUAUCAAACCUGGAUGAAGAAAGUCAAAUUUUCAUUAAGGUCCUAUCCAUUUGUUGAUGAUAAGUUUGCAUAACCUAUCAGAAUGAGGUUGCUAGUGCGCUUCCAAAAGUAGUUGCACGUAGACGUGUUUACUUAAUUCAUAUAGACUGAAAAUAUGCUUGGGACUUGCCAAAAAAUACCUCAUUACUGUCCAUGGAAAAACUCAUCUUUCCUGUGAAUUACAUUGCUUCAUGUUAUAGUGUGAGAAGAGGCAGUUCCUGUGCUGUCGUCUUGUUUCAGAUUGUGUGAUGCAUGCUUAUAUGGCUCUAGGUUUAUGUAAACCUAUCAUAUGGUAGUUCUUGAGUAAGUAUUUCUGAUUUUGUUUCUAUUGUUUCCUCCUGAUUUUUGCAACUUUUGGAGUGCUCGCCUUUACGUGUACGUCAGUUGUUUCUUGGCAAGAUUCUGGUUGACUGAGCUUAUUUGUAUACAUACAACACAUUUGCAUUUCCUGUUUGUGAUCUGUUGAACUGUUGAGUAUGGAGUGAACAUAUAUUAAGUACAAAAUACUACCUCUUUGCUCUUUUCCCUUGAGCUUUUUCCUUUGAAUCUAUUUUUCUCUUCCCCCUCCCCAUCUUUAUAUCGGUGGUAUGAAAGCUUAGUUUUAUGACAUUUUCUGGGAAUGUCACUGCAGUAUCAGAGCAAGCAGGUUGAGGAGGUUACUUACACAAAGUGGAAUAUAUAGGAAUUCCAAUUAUGUUUUCCGUUCUUCAGAAAUUCGUUUUGUUUCUUUCAGGCUCAAUAAGGUAUCUUAUCAACCUCGAAUUUCGAAUUAUGUUUUCUGUUCAGAAAUUCGGUUUAUUUCUUUCAGGCUCAAUAAGGUAUCUUAUCAACCCCUGUUCUGCGGUAAUAUGGUUUAUUAACAAGAUUGAUUUUUUUCGUUUUUGUGAUCCUUAACUGUUCUGCUUUUUGAAUGUGAAUGACCAGGUCUAGUAGAUGUUUAUGUAAUAAUGUCCAUACCAUAAGUGUACAUACUUAUUAACUGAAUGGCUAGCAUGCGUGGUGAAAUUAUAUCCUUUAUAUCACUUGAUAGUCUGAAAACUAGGUGCGACUUGCGAGACUCGGUACUUAUUGUGCCCCUGGACAUUGUAGAGAAUGCUAGAUGUUAUUGGUGAGGCUGUGCCAUGGUCACAAUUUACCCCUGCACAUAGAUUGCCUUCCAACUUUCUUUUUGGAGACGGUUUCUCUACAUCAGAAAAUAUAACCCUUAUUUCACCUUAAGCUAUCCUGUCCGGCUGUCCCCAACGCCCUCUACCUUUUUUUUUUGGUAAGCAAAUUUUAUUAAACCACCAAAAGCACAAAAAGCUACAAAAGAACAAAGGGGCAUUCCCCCGAAACAACAAAGCAACAAAGCCUACAACCGGCCUAACAAAACUAGGCAACAUGUACAGAGUCCAACAACCAAGUAUCACAAAUCUGAUGAUUCUGGGCAGAGAACUUGAUGGAAGACGAAGAGCUUGCUUUAGCUCUAACCGAGUUUAAAUUUCUGAAGUCACCCCAUUAACAUCCCUGGAUUUGUUUUGGAAGUUUCUAAGAUUUCGCUCCCGCCAUAAAACAUAAAUGGAAGCUGCUAACAACAACUUAUAAAUUGUAUCUCAAAGAUUUUUACCCUUCCUAUUCUGGGCAGCCCAUUCCAACUCUUGAGAUAAUGGUAGAAGAGGCCUAUCCAAACCAUUCCGAGCUAAAAUUUGCCGCCAAAUCGCAGAAGAAAAACAGCAAUCAAAGAAGAGAUGGGUAUGAGACUCCAUCCCAUUUUGGCAGAGAGAGCAUUGAGGAGAGACCUCCAUACCCCAGCUUACUAAUCUGUCCUUGGUAGACAGUCUUCCCAAGAUAGCUAGCCACUCAAUAAAGCUCCAUUUGGGCACCGCUUGGCCAAACCACACAAGAGUGUGCCAAGGCUGAAAGGCAUUUCUAUGCCUACAAGCUUCCCAAGCCAACUUGGCUGUAAAAAUACCAUCCUUUGUAAGAGUCCAAAUAACCUUGUCAGAGCUGGAUGGAUUAAGAAGAAAACCAACUGGGGUUUCUCUAAUAUCCAUAAUAAAUCUGUUGCGUUGCCUUGGCCAUUUCCAGAAACCUCUAUCAAUAAUGGAGUCUACUUUUGUUCUUAAAGCUCUCCCCCUUUGAGCCACAACGGCCUCACCAUACCUCUUGUACAAAUCACCCAAAGGAUAUGCCAAUUAUCUGUCCAUAGAAACGUCUCGCUGCCAUCAUCUAUGAUGCAUCUAAUCCAGUCCUGACAUGUAUUACGCAGCUUCAACAAUUUCCUUACAACCCAAGAAGCCUCAGUAGGAAUUUGAAUCCCCCAUAAACUUUGACCUUUACAGCCCGUUUGGUACGCGAGAGUUCGCGCGAGAAGAAAGGGGACGGGGAGAGUGCUCAAUCUCUCCCUUGUUUGGUAGGGGAACAAGGCGAGAGAGGUUGAGAGAUGGAGGGAGACCAGAACCCCUCCCAAGCCCAAUUUUGUUUCUCACCAAAAGUGGCAACAUUCAGUGAGAAAGGGGAGCGGGUGGUCCACCCCUUGUCGGAUCGUCGUUGGACGAGUGGCUGUGCGUCACCGGAGAAGAGAGAGUACCAGGUUUGCCGCAGAAGAGAGGGAGAGAGUUUCAGCUCGCUGGAGAAGAGAUCAGUUGCCUGAGAAUUUGAUUUCUCACUGUUAUUUUGAUGGGAGGGUGAGAAAUCACACCCCUUUCUUUUCUUUUCUCACUAAUAAGGGAGAACCCCUUUCUUCUCUUUUCUCACCCCUCCAUCCAAAGGGGCUGUUAAGGAUAUAAACAUGAACCCAUUUAACCCAUAAUGAAUCAGCCUUAAGACUGAGAGCCCAGAGAUGCUUCAUGUUGAUAGCUUGAUUCCAUUCCUUGAUAGAACCAAACCCUAAACCUCCUUCAUUUUUAGGAACGCAAAGGUUGGACAAGCUAACUUUCACUCCAGAUGCUUCAUCUCUGUUCCUGACCAAAGGAAAGCACACAGAAGACUUUCCAUUUCCUUGAUGAUUUUCUGAGGCACCCUCUUAACUUCACCUGGUUAGUUAUGGGAUUCAUUAAUAAGUUACAGUAUUGUUCAUUUUUUUGUCAGCAUAUCGGAAAUGGAAUUACAUAUCGGGGUUUAGUUCGCUUGGCCUUUUGAUGCUACUUGUUAGACUGCCCUCAUUUGUUUGCACUUUGCACUACUCAUUGGUUUGAUUAUUUACUGCUCAUCCAUUGGAUAUUUAAUAAUACAUCCCCUGUUGAUUACUCCCCACAAGCUUCAUUUGGCUAUUCCGUUUGACCAAAAAAAAACAAGCUUCAUUUGGAGCAAAUACUGGAAAUUAUUUUUCUUUCUUAUUGGUUCUGCACACUAUUAUUUAACAACUUUCCUGUAUAGAUUAUUGAGCAUCUAAUAUUCUGUGAGGGUGGAAAAGCUACUCCUAUGUUCUUUGUAAUUUGGUGUCUUAAAAUAGUUGGCAUUUUUGUGGUCUUUGUGUUUAGUUGCUUUUCUUAAUGGUAUUUAGAUUUUUCCAUUGUUUCCCCCGAGUUACUUCUAUGGCCUUCUUAAAUAGUAUUAAGUUGUUGUAGGGGAUACUAGUAUGGUGUUUUGGUUAAUGAACUAAUGGCCAUUGUUCGAGAGGUUGCCUCUCUCUCUAAAUGGCUGUUUUGGUUUGCCUGCCUUAAUCUUUGUAUGAGGUUUGGUUAAGUGGGUUGUGGAUUUUGUGGAGUAUAUGAAUAUUAUAGAAUGUGAAGAAGUUUUUUUGUGUUGAAGAAUCCAGAAGACAUUCCUCGCAAAUUAAUUUGCAAAUACUUGGGAGCGAUUCGUGGGAAAUUAAUCCAUCUCGCUCAGAUAGGGACACCGGACAGGAGCUGUAUGGCCAGGGCCUUGGAGUUAAAACUGUUCAAGGUUGCAAAUGGCAAGCGAAGACGAAGCGAUAGCAAGAUGCUGAAAAAAGACUUUUGUCUGUUGUAAUGCUUUUGAAAAAGAAAGAAAUGGAACCUUAUAUAAUUUCCUCUGGAAAAAACUCAUUUGUAAGUGGUCCUCUGAAUUCACUCAUGCCAUGUAUAAAAACAUGUUUUGUCUGAAUAGAGAAUUUGCCGCCUCGAGUACCAAA